This is a messenger RNA of Phragmites australis (common reed), 1196 nucleotides long. RefSeq names its product mitochondrial outer membrane protein porin 4-like. The coding region runs from base 151 to 978 and encodes 275 amino acids. The transcript is spliced from 6 exons. Gene Ontology annotation, cellular component: mitochondrial outer membrane. Lineage: Eukaryota; Viridiplantae; Streptophyta; Magnoliopsida; Poales; Poaceae. The record is from RefSeq and is a predicted model, not a curated record. Gene Ontology annotation, biological process: monoatomic anion transmembrane transport. Gene Ontology annotation, molecular function: voltage-gated monoatomic anion channel activity.
UUCCCCCUCCCCUGCCUUUAUAACAUGUAGCCUCUCUUCCUCCUCCACACCGCAAAACCCCACACCACCACCGCAUUACAGCAUUUCUUGAAUCUCCUCUCCGCCGCCGCCGCCGCCUUCUGAUCCUCGGGCCGAACAGCUCCUCGCGCCAUGGGUCCGGGACUCUACUCCGACAUCGGCAAGAAGGCCAGGGAUCUCCUGUACAGGGACUUCCAGACGGACCAGAAGUUUACCCUGACCACCUACGCCGCGAAUGGAGCCGCGAUAACAGCUGCGAGCACAAAGAAAAAUGAGGCUAUCUUUAGUGAGAUCCAGACCCAGCUGAAGCAGAAGAAUGUCACAGUGGAUGUGAAAGCAACUUCAGACUCUCUGCUCUUAACUACCAUCACAACUGAGGAUCUUGGUGCACCAGGCUUGAAAAAGAUUGUAACCAUUCCUUUUCCAUAUCAAACAGCUGGAAAGGCUGAAGUCCAGUACUUGCAUGAUUAUGCUGGUAUUGGUGCCAGUGUUGGCUUGAACUCAAAGCCUUUGGUUAACCUUUCUGGUGUGUUUGGCAACAAAGCUAUUGCUGUUGGUGCUGAUGUUGCAUAUGAUACUGCUACUGGGAAUUUCACCAAGUACAAUGCUGGAGUGAGUCUCACCAAUGCAGAUCUCAUUGCUGCUGUGAUCUUGAACAACAAAGGUGACAGUCUCACUGCAUCCUACUACCACUUGGUGAACACGGAGAACAACACAGCUGUUGGAGCGGAACUGAUCCACAGCUUCUCAAGCAAUGAGAACACCGUCACCUUCGGGACACAGCAUGCCCUGGACCAUCUCACCACUGUAAAGGCACGCUACAACAACCAUGGUGUGGCCAGUGCCCUCAUCCAGCAUGAGUGGAGGCCCAAGUCACUCUUCACCCUCUCGACUGAGGUCGACACCAAGGCAAUCGAGAAGAGCUCCAAGGUCGGGCUGUCGCUGGUCCUUAAGCCCUGAUGAUGAUGCCGACCCCUUUUUGGUUCUAGGAUGGUAUGUUUCCUUAUCAGCACUCGAGGUCGAGUGAUAUGGCAUCUCGAUUCUGCAAGCUUUUCCUUCUCUAGUGUCAUCCUGAGUGUUCGUAGUUGCCCCUAGCUGGUUUAUAUUUUGAUCUGAAUCAGUGAACAAGAUUAUCGGCGAUCCAGUUCAUUGGUCAAUGCAUAGUUUUGCUCAACUCA